UUUUAUUUCUUUAUUUUAUUUUAUUUUAUUUUUUGUUCAAUUAUCGUAGCAGACACGGGAAGAUUUUAGAGCGUCGUUUGUCAAGAAAAGCCUCACCAAGCUCGCCUUCGUAGUACCGCUUUCUCAUCUUCAACCAUGCUGAAGACCACGCGAACAAUGCGCGCACGAGCUGCCUGCGCGUUCAUUGCGCUGGUGCUCAUGGCUGGCAUUGCUCGCGCCGGACCCGGAACACUCAGACUGACAUUCUAUGGAGUGAACGGCAAUGACGAUUGCGAUGGUUGGUUGCAGAAAUGUGACUUUCAAGUGCAAUCCAUCUUCGCAUACACCACAACUUCUGGUACGACCACCAACAAAGUUGGUCUACCCGAGAAGGGCAACGAUGAUUCCCCUCGCUGGAAUUAUGCUUUUCCCGCAACGGUUUUCCCCACAUUCUCGGGAUCCAUCACUUUCAGCAUUGAUUUGAUCGAAAACGAUUCGGGUUUGAAUGGUGAUAAUGACGACUACGGUGCGGUUACGUACAACGUUGCAGUCACUGCAGGUGCUGCAGCAAAGGAUGUGACUCUGGGUGGCUUUUGGUACGUUACCAACGUCUACAUCAACGUGCAGUUCACCUGCAGCCCCGACUACUAUGGCAACACUUGCGACACCCAAUGUUCGACAAACUCUGGCAACUGCAACAACUGCAACUCUGCGGGAGCCUGUACCUCCUGUGCCACUGGGUACACUGGCACUGUCUGGCCUUGCACUCUAACUCCCAACUGGUGCACCAUUCCCGGAACGGCUGUUGGCGCUGGCACGAGAAACUGUGCCAACACCAUCAAUGGCGUUUGCACAACCUCCUGCAACACUGGUUACACACUGAGCCCUGGCACGGCAGCUUCGACGACGUGCCUCUCGUCGCGGGCGUGGUCUUCAGGCAACCCUGGCGUCUGUGUCGUCAACAACAAUUACUGCACUGCCAAGGCAGCUCCGGCGAACGGCCAAAUGUCCUGCACAAACUUUUUCGCCUUGAACUCCGUCUGCUCCUUCUCUUGCAACAACGUUGGCUUUACCUUUGCUGGAGCUUCCUCGCUCACUUGCAACAGCAACACACAAGCCUCUGGAUCCUGGUCUGCUGGCACAGACGCAACGUGCACGCUCAUCACCAACUUUUGCCCAACGCUCCCCAUCACAAACGGCGUCACCUCGUACAGCACCCUCGAUCAGCGGCUCGGCAGUGUUGCGAGCUUUACUUGCAAUACUGGCUACACGAUUUCUGAUGCCUCUCGCACGGCAACUUGCCAGACGGGCAAGACCUGGUCCAACUCGGCACCCACCUGCACAGCCACGCCUGGCUGGUGCGCUCCGUCUGCAGUCAACCCGUCCAACGGCAAUGUCCUUUGCUCGGCAUCUGACACGAUUUCUUCGACUUGCACGUACUCUUGCAACAACGGAUAUGAUCUUGGAGGUGCCGCGUCCACGCAGUGUCAGUCCUCCCGCUCCUGGAGUGCCGCUCCGUGGACCACUUGCCAGCCCAAGUCGCCUUAUUGUCUGCAGCCUCCGACUCCUCAGUUCGCAUCUGCAUCGACGUGCACGCGCACCAUUGGUGGCACUUGCACGUUCCUUUGCAACAAUGGCUAUACUCAAACCAGUGGCGACCUGUCCCUGACCUGUGCGUCUGGCUCAGUGUCUCAGGGCACCUGGAAUGGAAACUCUGUCGUCUGUGGUCUGAAACCCGCGUACUGCCCCACCAUCAGUUCGAUCGCCAACGGCGCCAUCAGUUCGUACACGACCACGCUCGGCUCGGUCGCAACGUUCUCGUGCCAGCCGGGCUUCAUCCUGACGGGCGCUACUUCGACAAUGUGCUCGGCUCUGAACGCGGCCAAUGGUCAGUGGAGCAACGCCAACCCGACCUGCGUUUAUGAUGAAGCGUACUGCCCUGUCCCCGCCACGUACUCGCACGGAACUGCAAGCUGCGGUGCUACGCCCCGCCGCAUCGGUACCACGUGCACGUACGCUUGUGACUUGGGCUACAUCACUGCGCCCUCGACGCCUGCCUCGGCCAUUUGCGCUUCCGGUGCGACCUGGUCCUCGACGCCGGCCGCUGCGCCCGACUGCGUGGAAAACUUGGCCUUCUGCCCCGACUCGCAGUCCGCCGAUGCGCAUGGCUCUGUGAGCUGCUCCAACUCGCGCGCUCGUGGCUCGACAUGCACUGCGCAGUGCAAUGCUGGUUACCAGCUGGUGGGCGAUCAGACAACCACAUGUCUGGACUCUGCAGCGUGGUCCAAGCCUCGACCUGCUUGCGCCAUUAUUGACAACUACUGUGGUGCUGCUCCAAUUGCCCCCAACGGCCGCACCGAUUGUACCGGCAGCGGUAUCGGCACGGUGUGCACCUUCAACUGCAAUGAUGGCUUCCAGCGCGCCUCGGGCGCGGCCACCACCGCUUGCCAGACCAACACUCAGUGGAGCGUCGCCACGGCCACGGCUUGCACGCUCAUUACCAACUACUGCCCUGCCCUCACUGCGCCGACGAAUGGUCUCAUCCAAGCAGGUUGCUCUCGGUCCAUCACGAGCCAGUGCUCGUUUGCUUGCUCGUCCGGCUUUAUUCUGACGGGUGCCACCACCAUUGCUUGUCAAGGCGGAGCAACUUGGACUCAGCCGGCCCCGACCUGCACUGCCGUUUCCAACUUUUGCGCCUCGUCGCUGGUCGCCCCCGCAGAUGGCACGAUGAACUGCGCGGGUUCUGCGCAAGUCGGCGACACCUGUACCUUCAGCUGCAACGUUGGUUUUGCGCUUUCCGGCCAGGCCACGAGCACCUGCACGAGUCUGGGCUCUUACUCGUCGGUCGCUCCGUUGUGCCUCCCGAUUGAAGAGUACUGCACUGGCAACAGCUUCCCGACCAACGUCGCGUCCGUCUCGUGCUCUCGUCGCAACACCAUCAGCUCGACCUGCACUUACGCGUGUGCUCUCGGCUACUCUAUUGUCGGUGGCGUACCCGCCUCUUCCAUCUCUUGCAAUGCCAACAAUGCUACCCGCGGUGUGUGGAGCGGUGCUGUUCCUCAAUGCGCCGCCGUCCCGUUCUGCCCGGCCCUGGCCACCCCCACCAACGGCACCAUGAGCUGCAGUUCCACCAACACCAUCAACUCGGUCUGCACCUUUACAUGCGGGCUGGGCUUUGUGAUGAAUGGCGGCUCGUCUACGCAAUGCACUAGCACCGGCCUGUGGAGUUCGUCCGUGCCGUCUUGCCAGGCGAUUGAGCAUUACUGCAACGCGGCCGCCAUUCUUGCGCCCGAGCAUGGCAGUGUGCUGUGCUCCAUUCGCGAUACAGUUGGCUCCUCGUGCGCGUUUGGGUGCGAUCCCGGCUAUGGUCUCAGCCACACCAACCAAUUGCAAUGUGCUGCCGUGUCGAGCUUGUCUGGCUCUUGGUCGACAACCGCGCCCACUUGCAGUCUUUUGCCAAACUAUUGCUCGACACUCUCUUCCCCGGCCAACGGUGCUCUCACUUGCGACAAGGGCUCGUCUCUGGGCUCUGUCUGCACGACCUCCUGCAUGCCCGGCUUCCUGGUCAGCAACUCUUCGCUGCCCUUGUGCACUGUCGACACCACUUGGUCGUCCUCGCAGCCAGUCUGCGCUGCGUGCCCCAGCUGCAGCGGAAAUGGUGUUUGCGCGCUGGAUGGUGUCACUCAGACUGCUUACUGCAUCUGCAACAGCGGCUUCACCGGUCCCAACUGCAACCAGUGCAUUUCCGGUCGCUACGGCCCGACCUGCGCUUUCUGUCCCAGCUGUCAGAAUGGCGGCAUCUGCAACGACACGAUCUCUGGAAACGGCUUCUGCACGUGCACUGGCUCGUUCACGGGAACGCUGUGCACGCAGUGUCUCCCCGGCUUCUGGGGCGCGUCGUGCUCGGCUUGCCCUGCCUGCCAACGAGGUGUGUGCAGCGAUUCGGUUACCGGCUCUGGCCAGUGCGUGUGCCAAGAAGGUGCUUCAGGCGCACUUUGCGACGAAUGCGCGCCAAAUUACUACGGCCCAACCUGCACGUCGUGCCCGUUGUGUUACAGCGGAACCUGUGCGGACGGCGUUUCUGGGAAUGGUACCUGCGUGUGCGAUGAAGGAUUUACUGGAGGCGCGUGUGACAAUUGCGUUCCUGGACACUAUGGCGUCAGCUGCACCGCGUGCCCUGCCUGCGUGCAUGGCACGUGUCGCGACGGUAUGACUCGAGAUGGCGCUUGCGUCUGCGACGCCAACUAUGGCGGCGCUCUGUGUGACGAUUGCAUCCCAGGCCGGUUCGGCGCGUCAUGCACCGCAUGCCCUUCCUGCUACUCUGGAACUUGCAACGACGGCCUGGCGGGUGAUGGUUUGUGCUCCUGCCCAGCGGGCUUUGCUGCUGGCGCUUGUGACACUUGCUUGUCUGAUCACUAUGGUCGCAAUUGCACCGCUUGUCCUCACUGCGACUCGCCCAGCACCUGCAACUCUGGCUAUAGUGGCGACGGCUCGUGUGUCUGUGCCGGCGGCUACGCCGGUGCAAGUUGUCAAAACUGUGCAUCGGGUCGCUACGGUCCGACCUGCCUGCCUUGCCCUGCAUGCUUGCAUGGUGCUUGCAACGAGACGAAGACUGGCAACGGCCAAUGCAUCUGCAGCACUGGCUUUACGGGCGCUAACUGCCAAUUGUGCCAGUCUGGCUAUUUUGGCUCGUCGUGCACAGCGUGUCCCAACUGCCACACUGGUUCUUGCGACGAUGGUAUCAGCGGCAGCGGUGUGUGCUCUUGCCCCUCCCCCUUCACUGGCGCCAACUGCACGGACUGUCAGAGGGGCUACUACUUGUCGGGAGCCUCGUGCGUUGCUUGCGAGAGCGGUAACUAUUGCGUGAACAACAUCAAGUAUACUUGCCAACCUGGCUCCUAUCAACCCUCCACUGGACAAAGCGAAUGCUCCGCUUGCUCUAUCGGAACGGCCCAAUCUGCUUCUGGCCGAACGAGCUGCUCUGCUUGCCCGAACGGUCAGUUCCAAAAUCUUCCUGGCCAAGCCAACUGCACCCUUUGCGAGUCUGGCAGCUUUGCCGUGUCUAGUGUGGGCGGCACUGCCAGCUGCUCCAAGUGCUUGCCCGGUACGUUUGCUGCUGGGCUUGGCAAUAGCGAUUGCGACCCGUGCGGCUCUGGACUCUACCAAGCCUCCUAUGGCAAGGGCACGUGCGACCUUUGCAAUCCUGGCGAGGUCCCUGGAAACGGCGCGCGCUCAUGCGUUCCUUGUGCGCCUGGCACCAACCUAACCGUUCCUGGCGCGGCCAGUUGCUCGGGAUGCCCAAUGGGUUAUGCUCAGCCAGAUCAGGGUGCGACCACUUGCCUCCCGUGCGGUCCCGGCUACGAGGCCCGCACGACCGGCAAGGCGAAUUGCGAUCCUUGCUCGGCUGGCUCGUUCAGCACCGGUCUCAGCAACACUGCGUGCUCUGUGUGCGCGGCCGACUCGUACCAAGACGAGACUGGCAAAACCUCUUGCAAGUCGUGCCCAGGGUCGUCCAGCACGCUCGGUGUGAGUGGCGCAACAUCCGUCGCCCAGUGCGUUUGCGCGCCAGGCUACCGCUGGGAUGGCGCGCUGUCCGUUUGCAGCCCGUGCGAGAUGGGCUCGCGCUGCGUCAAUGGCAUCCAAACUGCUUGCACGGCCGGAACCUACCAACCGAAUACGACGCGCUCAACGUGCGAGCCGUGUCCUGCAGGCUCGAUUUCGACCAGCCCCGGAGCAGUCAUGUGCACUGGAUGCGGUAGCAGUCAGUAUCAGCCCCUGCCUGGCAAGACAUCGUGUCAAUCGUGCCCCCAGCGCUCGUCGCAUUCGAGCACGCACGAAACGUCGGUUUCGGCGUGUGUUUGCCAAGUGGGCUACUCGUUGAACACCAACCUGCUUCAAUGUGUCGGUAUCAACUGCCACAACCCGAUCCCGACUGCUGGUAUGUUUGCCAACUGCUCGGCUGGUACGCUCUUCCCCGCCACUUGCCGAGUCUCGUGCGUGGCUGGCUUUGAUACCAACUACGACAUGCCAACCAACACAAGCAGCAUCAGUUGCACCGUCUUUGGCAACUGGACUCGUUACCCGCUUCACUGCUCUGUGUCGGACGAUUCAAACCAGCUGGUGUUUGGACCCGACGGCCAAUUGAGCGUUGCUGCGAUUGCUGCGAUUGCCGUUGUGUUGAUUCUUGUGGCACUGCUCCUGGCCUUAGUCUUGUAUCGCAAAAAGCGCUACGGACAUGUCUGGACGGACGGACUCAGUUUCCGUGGCCUCGAUCCCAAGAAUGUCAUUCGCAUCAAAGGCGGCGGUUACAUUCCCCAAGCCAAGAGCAGCACUUCGAUUCUUGGCAACAAGGUGUUCUUGUCGGAAGACGACAUCAAGCAGAUGCCUGCGCACAUUCAGGCAACGUUGAAUGGCAACACGGAAUCAGGAGAGAUGUACAACAAUCCCAUCUUUGAGGAUCCCCAACUCGAAGACCCUCAAACGCAACUGGAAAAGGCCAUGGAAGCCGGAUAUGAGCCUGAACCAUUUGCGCUCGCGAGCGGCAGCUUCUCGUUUGCUGGUCAGCGCUUCAGCAGCAUUCGGAUGUAGCCAGUUAUUUUCUUUGGGAGUUGUGUGCGACCCAUCUUGUGUUUUUUUGCAGUUAUCGUCGUGGACUCAGCUCUUCUCUCUUUCCCCUCUCGUGCCCUGUGUUAGCUUUGUGAAUAAUAAUCUCUUUUUCUUGUUC
Molecule: messenger RNA, 6703 nt
Organism: Capsaspora owczarzaki ATCC 30864
Lineage: Eukaryota; Filasterea; Ministeriida; Capsasporidae
Exons: 6
Coding region: 136-6567 (2143 amino acids)
Source: RefSeq, a predicted model, not a curated record